AUUCGAAUCAACCCCGGCUGCUAAGAGGCGGAGAAAAGGCGCAAAAUAAGCAGGACGUAGGCGCAGAAUUCUGUGUGUUUAUGUGUAUGGGUGUGCCUGUCGGUCGGUCUCUCUUUCUUUUUUCCACCCUCGCCCCGCUCCGGCCGCCGGUCCUACGUCUUGCAAGCUUAUAAUAUAGGGGCUGCCCAGGCGGCGCGCUUCAGGUUGUCCUUUGAUUCCAGACCGCGCCAUUUUCUUCGCAAUAAGACUGUAGUUUGACGCAGGCGCAUUCUCUUCUCAGUUACCUGUUUCCGUAGUGUUUUCUGCGCCGGCGCCAUGUGUGUGGGUGUCGGAACCGAAUUUCAGCCUGCCUCUGGUUGCUACCCGGACUACAAGUCGCCGUCGAGUACUAAGCAUAGGGAAUUGGAGCUGGGGAUGUAGGGAGGAGGCCUAUCGCUAUCAUUUUGUGAUUGCCGGUCGCGGACAUAUCUCGGUGGGGGGCGGGGGCUUUGACUCCCUUUGCUGCGUUAGUUUAAGGAUGACCCAGUGGGCGUUUUAGACCGAGAAUGUUCGGUCCGUGUUGUCCCGGUAACAGCUCCUGAGGGUGGCUGGCCUGAAGUUCCCCCACCCCGGCAGUCAUGACCCUCCCCGCCUUCAUCGCUUUCACUCCGGCCCGGGACUCGAAUGACCUCUGGAAGGACGGGCGGCAGCAGCCGGAGCCGGAGCCCUCGUUGGAUGGUGCCGCCGCCCGGAACUUCUAUGAGGCCCUGGUUGGGGUGGAAGGAGGCGCCUCCAGAGGGCCCCCGGGACCCUCGUGGGCGCCUCCCAGGGGGAGAAAACGGACGCAGAAGACUAGGCCGGAGAGGGCCGGGGCAGCGGCGGGAGCGCCUGCGGCCAGCGCCCAGAGCGAUGGGGCCUGGGACCGGCAGACCGCGCGGCUCCUGCGGGCUGCCCAGGCCGGGGACGUGCGGCAGCUGCGCGCCCUGUUGGAGCCCCGAGGCCCGGGGGCCCGUGGGGGUGAUAUCAAUGCCCGUGACGCCUUCUGGUGGACCCCGCUGAUGUGCGCCGCCCGGGCGGGGCAGGGGCCGGCCGUGCGCUACCUGCUGGCGCGAGGAGCCGCCUGGGUGGGCGUCUGCGAGCCCGGAGGCCGCGAUGCCGCGCAGCUGGCCGAAGAGGCCGGCUUCCCCGAGGUGGCCCGGAUGGUCCGAGAGAGCGGCGGAGAGGAGAGCCCCGAGAGCCGGCCCUGCUCUCCAUUGCCAAAAUACUGUGAGACUUGUAAUUCCCAUUACCGAGACCCUAAUCACAACAGUUCUACUGCUCACCUCCUGUCUCUGUCACGUGGGCCUCAGCCACCCUACUUGCCUCCAGGAGUCCCUGCCUCUAGCCCUGGCUUUCGGUUAUUAGUAAAGGGGGGUUGGGAGCCUGGAUUGGGACUGGGGCCUCGGGGUGAGGGGCGAACUGCUCCUAUUCCUACAAUCCUCAAGAGAGACCAGGAAGGUUUAGGAUAUAGGCCAGCUCCCCAACGCCGAGUCACACAUUUCCUUGCUGGGGACCUUCAGGCUGUGGCUGAAAGAAAACGAGCACCCCGAACUGCCACUUUGGGCAGGAGAGAGGAGAGGCACCGAGAGGAGAAGAGUCGAGCUUGGGAGCAGAAUCUACGGACUUAUAUGAACCUUGAUCUCUAAUCCUGACUACAUAUAUACAUUGUGAUUUCUGAUCAUAGCCUCUUUGGAGACCUAUGACUACACCCAAGGAUGACAUCUGACCCUGAACUUGGAAUUUCAGUUCAGAACUUGGAAUCUUGGAUUUUCUAUGUUUAGUUUGAUUUAGCCUUUGCUGGAGGGAGAUUGCAAAGGUUGAUUCAUCCUUGCUUAAAGUAGAGAAAUAAACCUUUUCUUUUUGUUGUU
This is a messenger RNA of Vombatus ursinus (common wombat), 1886 nucleotides long. RefSeq names its product G-patch domain and ankyrin repeats 1 (gene GPANK1). The transcript has 2 exons. The record is from RefSeq and is a predicted model, not a curated record. NCBI's taxonomy places the organism in Eukaryota, Metazoa, Chordata, Mammalia, Diprotodontia, Vombatidae. Gene Ontology annotation, molecular function: protein binding; nucleic acid binding. The coding region runs from base 618 to 1664 and encodes 348 amino acids.